AGAUUUUGUUUGCUUUCUCAAAUCUCUCUUCCUUCCCUUCGUAAAGCAAAAUCAGCCCAUUAUCCACCACUCGUCUGUUAAUCACAAACACACAGAAGAGAGAGAAAACAAAACAAAGAAAAAACAGAGUAAAAAGGAGCUUCUUCUUACCCUAGAAAUAUGUAUUCUGAUAAAGACUUGUGCUCAGUGAUUCCGUAUUGAAUUAUUACCUUCUGGGUUUUUGUAGUAAUUGCUCUUCUUCAAUGGGUAUCAACCCAAAAUCCCCUUUCCCCCCUGCAUUAUCCUUCUCCUCUAAUUUGUGAUUUUGCUUUCUUUGUUUUUCUGAGACUCUUCUGCUCUUUUCUCCUAAUUUUGAUGUAGUAGUAGUUGCUGUUGUUCUUCCUCUUAGAACCUGAAGCCUAUUUUUCUUGAGAUUUCAAGUUAAGUACCAUAAGAAACUAGAUGGAUCGAAGGGAUCCGAUGGCGUUAUCGGGGUCGCAAUCGUUCUAUAUGCAGAGAGGAAUUAGCAACUCUGGCUCUGGUGCACAGGGUUUGCGUUCCUCUACUAACCCAAAUGUGGCAUUUCAAACCAACACUGGAGGCAACAAUGUUGGAUCAGGGUUGCCAAUGGACCCUAACCCUGCCAUUUCACCUUAUGGUGGCAAUGUAGGGGCUCAAUCUGGUGGAGUGGUUGCCAGUGAGCCGGUGAAACGCAAGCGAGGCCGACCUCGCAAGUAUGGAACUGAAGGGACUGUGUCUUUGGCACUGUCUCCCUCUCCUUCUGCUGUCAAUCCAGCCACUGUAGCUUCUUCCCCGAAGCGGGGAAGGGGACGGCCUCCCGGGUCUGGAAAGAAGCAACAAUUGGCUUCUCUUUGUGAAACACUUUCUGGAUCAGCUGGCAUGGGCUUUACUCCACAUGUUAUCACCAUUGGAAUAGGAGAAGAUGUUGGUGCCAAGAUUAUGUCAUUUUCACAGCAGGGACCAAGAGUUGUAUGCAUCUUGUCAGCAAAUGGUGCCGUCUCCACUGUUACUCUUCGUCAGCCUUCGACUUCAGGAGGCACGGUCACAUAUGAGGGUCGUUUUGAGAUAAUAUGUCUGUCAGGCUCAUAUGCCCUUGGAGAAGUUGCUGGUUCUAGGAACCGCACUGGUGGUCUGAGUGUUUCCCUUGCUAGCCCUGAUGGGCGUGUUAUCGGUGGUGGAGUAGGAGGAGCACUUAUCGCAGCAACCCCGGUUCAGGUGAUAGUAGGGAGCUUCAUGUGGGGCAGUUCAAAGUCAAAGUACAAGAAGAGGGAAGCUGUUGAAGGCGUGAUUGACUCAGAUCAUCAGUCAGUAGAUCAUGCAGUAGCAAUUGCGAACGUGCAGCAGAAUCAGAAUCUGACUCCGACGUCGUCGGUUAGUAUGUGGCCGUCCUCGCAGUCUCUGGACAUGCGCAAUGCGCACAUUGACAUUGAUCUGAUGCGCGGUUGAGAGCAGUUUAGUUGGUAAUUGUCCCACAUGUCUUGAGUACUUGUGAAGUCUGUUAGGUUAAUUUAAGUGAGAUUGAGUUUGGAUUUAUGUUGCUGUGGUUAGAUCCUGAUUAUUGACAUUCUAAUUUGUAGUUUAUGCUUUUUUUUUUGGUAACCAAUGAACAUGAAUCCAAGUCUGGCUUUCUGAAAA
This is a messenger RNA of Benincasa hispida (wax gourd), 1635 nucleotides long. Its product is annotated as AT-hook motif nuclear-localized protein 11-like. The record is from RefSeq and is a predicted model, not a curated record. Lineage: Eukaryota; Viridiplantae; Streptophyta; Magnoliopsida; Cucurbitales; Cucurbitaceae. Gene Ontology annotation, molecular function: minor groove of adenine-thymine-rich DNA binding.